GUGCUGCAAAGCAAGCGCAGGGUAUUCUAAAGUGCUGGCAUGUCCCUGGUCGAUUACAUCAGCGCCUGUUUACAGCUUUGUGUGUGCGUGGCGAGGAAAACGUGUGCGUGAACUUUCAGAGUGGUCUGUUGUCCACUCUCCGCACAAUGCGGCACGUUAUGCAAGCGUGCAGCUAGAUAUAUCUUUCAACAAAUGCAACCUUCUAGAAACCAAAGUUAGGAUUUCCUAUUUUGCCUAAAAAAACUGACUACACAACAAUUCUGACAUCAUUCCAGCUCACGUUUGCUUGCAGUAAGUAUAUUCUACGGAUAAUAAAGGCAAAGAAGCUUUCGUAAAAUUAAAGCUCAUGUGACUCUUUAAAGAAGAUACUAUGUCAGUUGAGAAGCGUCUUGCAUUCUCCAUUGUCCAGUUUCUUAGAGAUCAAACAAGGUCAGAAGCGUUGAAUUCAGAUGAACAUGAAAGCUUGGAUGUUGCCAUACAGUGCCUGGAGACUACAUUUAAAAUUAGCCCUGAUGACACCCACUUGGCAGUUUCACAGCCUCUAACAGAUAUAUUCUUAAAUGCUCUCUUUAAGAUUGACAGUCUGUCAAAUGCAAAACUUUCUCCCUCUCCAGAAGAUGCAGAAAAAGCUGAGCAGCUGAAGAAUGAAGGAAAUAAUCAUAUGAAGGAAGAGAAUUACACCUCUGCAAUUGAAUGUUACACCAAAGCUAUAGACCUGGACCUGAAGAAUGCAGUUUAUUACUGUAACAGAGCUGCAGCUCAUAGCAAACUGGGAAACUACACUGAAGCAACAAAUGACUGUGAGAGGGCAAUUGAAAUUGACCCAACCUACAGCAAAGCAUAUGGACGGAUGGGGCUGGCACUGACUGCAAUGAAUAAAUAUACAGAUGCUAUCACUUAUUUCAAAAAAGCACUUGUUCUGGAUCCUGAUAAUGACACCUACAAAUCAAAUUUAAAAGUUGCUGAGCAGAAACAGAAGGAAGUCUCGAGCCCGACAGGGACUGGUCUGGGUUUUGAUAUGGCAAGUUUAAUAAACAACCCUGCCUUCAUAAGUAUGGCUGCAAGUGUAAUGCAGAACCCUCAGGUGCAACAGCUAAUGUCAGGAAUGAUGUCUAAUGCAGUUGGUGGUCCUGCAGCUGGUGUAGGUGGCCUCACAGAUCUUUCAAGUCUUAUUGAAGCUGGUCAGCAGUUUGCCCAACAGAUUCAGCAACAGAAUCCAGAACUGAUAGAACAACUUAGAAAUCAUAUCAGGAGCAGGUCUUUCAGUAACAGUGCCGAAGAGCACUCAUGAUUUACCCAGAAGAGAAGCUGAAGAUAUUCUGAAAUAAUUGACCAUUUCGUACUGUCAUUUUCUAGAGGACACCACCAUCAGUAGCAGUAGUGAAAUGUGGGAAUUGUUUUUAUAAAGAAGCACAUGUAUAUUAUGGCAGACAGUAUAAAAUGGUAGCUUUUGCUAGAGGUUUGAUCUCUUUGGAUGGGUAUAUUGUAUUCAGGGUAAUGUAGUAAACCUAUAAUCAACAGAGAAGGCUGAUGUCAUCACAUCAUAAUAUGAAAACACAUUUAACAAUAGUUUUAUAUGUUUUUAUAUGUUCUAGGAAUGAGUUCACUAUUUGUGCUACUACCUACUCGAUUACGUGUCUAGAUGCCAGUUACUAACCCUGGUCAAGUUAAGUUCCUUUUGGAGAAAUACAGUUAAUACAAAUGAUCUCACGCUCAUAUCAAAAUGGUACACUUUAACAAUAAUUAUACAGGAACAACUUUCAAUAUGAUAAUAACUGUACAUAAUAUCAUUACAGUUUCAGGAAAGCUAGUUCUUAGUAUUUGCAUAUGAUGUACAAGGUAUAGUACAUAAUGUGUAAUUACACCAUAUCUAUAUUGUUAUUACAAUGUAAUUAAUGUACCUGUAUUUUGAUGUGAAUUCUUAAAUUCCUAUAUUGUUGUAGGAAAUAAAAAAUAAUUCAAUUAUAAAAAAAUAAUUAAAUUACAACAUUAUUAACUGUUUCACAAUACUGUUACUUACAGUGUCUUACUAUUGCAUGAACUUCCAGACAAUACUGAGGAGCAAUUUAAUGUUAGAAAAACUUGAGUGUGUAUCAGAAGGCGCUGCCGGGGCUGACUCCAAUCUUUGUCUAAUAAAGCCUGGGAACCUCACUGCGUGCUCUUCACUAUCCACUGGUAAUUUUUUUUCUUCACAGUUGUUGUUUCUGGACGCCAAAAUGUAAAAGUAAUUAAAUACUUAAAGUGUUAUAUUUUCCCAUGACACAUGCGUGAGAGUAAACUUUAGUUUCCUUGGUUCAUUUAUUAUAGUAAAUGACUUUGAAGUUGUUAGUUUUCAGGGGUGGAAAAUUUUCCAGAAUUUUUCUAAAAAUAUAAUUUUUAUCUAACAGUUACGUUGUCACUGCUGAAGUCUCCCAUCCACAAUGAGAUUCUCUCCCAAAGCCAGGGGUGACAGUUUAGUCAAAGUGGCAAUGACCCCCAGGUACUGCUGUAUAACACAGGGAUGAAAGAAAAGGAAAAGGAAAAAGUCAGAAAUAUCAAUCCACAUGUGUCAGAAUGUUCUAGGCUAAAACAGCAUGUCAGACACUGACGGGACGUCUCUAAUAUUGGGAGGUAGGUCAGUUCAGAGUUCUGGAUGUCUUGCCCCUCUACAGUUGUUUUAUUACAGUAAUUAAUUCUGUUUGGUUAUAAACUGACAUUCUUCUGCUAUACAUUAGUAUGUAAGCACUUUAUUUUUGUUUUGAUUUAAGCUGAAAAAUGCAGUUAUUUCUGUUAAAAUUUGGCAAUGACUAAUGGUUGUGUACUUAUGAUGAGCCUAUCUGUUGUGUGUUGUUUUAGAGAAGUUUAAGAGUUGACAUUAUUGUUUAUAUAUUUUUGAAUUUUCACAUAAUAAAAGAACAUCUUUUUCUAAAUCUAGGGAUGAACCAUUUUCUGUCAUACAUUUGUUUACCUCCACUAAAAUAGAUAAUGAAAUAAAUAAUAGAGUUCUGUUUUAUGGUUAUGUACAGCUGAAUGUUGUUAGUACUUAAGACUUACAAAUCUUAAUAGCAACAUGUGGGAAAAAUACUCCUGGUCAGUCAUGCUUGUACAGUCCCCAGUCAGCCGAUGCUUGAGUAUUAUUAACACAGUGCGUUCAGGCUUUUCUGGCCUACAUCAGUUCCACCACUUGACUUGCUGUACUGCAGAUUACAAUGAAAAAGAUACUAACAAUUGAUCUGUACUCUUAGAAGAUGUUCACAUUGACAGGUACUUUAUAAAAUAGCAUUUUUUUUUGGUUAUGCCCAUAUUGUAUGUGUAUGCAUUAGUUUUUGGACAUAAACCAAUAAGUGAAGCUCUUGUUGGCCCAUGUUAUGAGCAAGUCUGUUCAGAUACGGUUCAUUUGUAGUGACCCUGCCUAGACCACAUUCACCAUCGGAUGGGUAUAACAAGUCAGCCAUGAAGAGCUGGGGGUUAAAGGGACUUGAGGCCAAAUAGGCUGGACCUGAGUAGUGAAAAAGGCUAUCAGAGUGACCAAGUGAGUAAACUCCUAAUUGGGCAUGCAGGGUGGUAGAGCUGGGGAUACUGAGGCUGGAUUUUUAAGAAUGGGACAUACUUCAGAGCAUUUCGGAAAGUAAUUUUACACUUAAGGAACCAUCACAAAAAUGCUCAUCAGUAAUAAGUGUUAUCUGAGAAUUUUACAACCCAAUGGGCUACGCUGCUGAAUGUGAAAGUGGGCUAUGUUGUGGACUGUCACUGCAAAUCAAACACAAUGGGUUGAUGACAUCAGAUGUGAAAGGCUGAAGAUACUGGAGACACAGAAAGGAAUAGUAAAUGUGUGUCUGCAGUCUGCCACAGAAAACAGGGCCAUAUGUCUUUGGAAUGUUGAAUUCUACAUCCAGCAGGAGAAAAUAUGCCACGAUUUUCACUGCUCUGACAGUGCUCAGUGUUGCAAAACAUCUCUUGGUUUGUUAGGAGUGUCUAGAAACUCUUCAAAGAGAGCCACAAAUCAUUAUUUUGAUAAAGGAUAUUGAGCCUGUACUCAGCUUUUUGCUCUGGGACUUUCUUCAGAAAGUUCGAUUCAAUGACAGUAAACAGCGUACUUGAAUGGAAGGUUUAUUUUUACUCAAAAUUAAUUGUGCAUCCUGGGCUAAUCAACACCAUUACAAGAAUAAAGAAAAAAUGCCUGUGAUCACACUGUUCAUCAUCUGGAUGUGAAGUUUAAAUAUGUAAACAAACGAACAAAAAAAAAAACACAAUGAUGGAAUGAAACUGAAGCGCCAUUCCCUGUCACAUGCGGUUUUUUGAUCCCUCAGAGCCUCAGGGUUUUUGAACCAGAAAUCCAUCUUGACAAAUAACUCAGUGUAAUUUACAGCUGUUUGGCUCAUGCUAAUUUGAAUAUUCCAAACAUAUCAAAAUUACUUUCCUAACUGUGUUUGUUUUCAUGAAUAGCAUAUAACAGUGUUCCUUUUAUAACAGGUUUUGUGUUAAAUUAACAGCAUAUCCCAUGCUUUAUUAGGGAACAGACACAGCAAAACCUGCACACCUUGAAGUUUGCAUUUGUUUUUUACUUUCUCAACCUUUUUAUUUUCAUUCUUCUACUCAUCUUUAAAUUGUAACUGUCAAAUUUAAAGUGCAGGGGUUCAAAUGCCAUUUUCAGUCUGUUUGGUUUCUGUUAGUUUUCCAUGUAUCUGUGUGUCUUCCUUUAUGUUCUGUGGGUGGUCCCCCAUGAGGCCGGGUCCACCACUGUCAAGGGAUUGCCCUCAGCCCAAUAAAGGCAGGGACAACCCACAGUCCCUUGUGGUUCAUUCCAGAUGGUGUUGUGAGGUGGCAUUACAAGUUUAUUCUGUGCUUUUGGCAGUAUUUUGGAUGUUUUAAACCAUUGUUUUUUUUGUCUUUGCCUCUUGGAUUUUGUAUUGGGAGUGAAGUUACUAUUUGGAUUGCCAAUUUUGGAGACAUUACCUCCUGUGCCUUUUGCCCCUUGCAGCUUAUUUGUGUAUUCAAUAGCAUUUUUGUACAAUAAAUGUUUUAAUUUAUAAAGCU
Erpetoichthys calabaricus (reedfish) is the source of this 5016-nucleotide messenger RNA. It is a transcript of the gene sgtb, whose product is annotated as small glutamine rich tetratricopeptide repeat co-chaperone beta. Lineage: Eukaryota; Metazoa; Chordata; Cladistia; Polypteriformes; Polypteridae. The transcript is spliced from 12 exons. Bases 371 to 1291 code for a protein of 306 amino acids. The record is from RefSeq and is a predicted model, not a curated record. Gene Ontology annotation, molecular function: protein binding; molecular adaptor activity. Gene Ontology annotation, cellular component: TRC complex; membrane. Gene Ontology annotation, biological process: post-translational protein targeting to endoplasmic reticulum membrane.